This is a messenger RNA of Oryctolagus cuniculus (rabbit), 2056 nucleotides long. The record is from RefSeq and is a predicted model, not a curated record. NCBI's taxonomy places the organism in Eukaryota, Metazoa, Chordata, Mammalia, Lagomorpha, Leporidae.
AAAACAAAAUUAAUAAUCACUGAUUUAAUAAAGUUUCCUUUAUAAAGGUCUAAUUCAUUUAAAACACCUAGCAUCUAUCAUUGAUCUUUUUGUCUUAUAACCAAGAUGUCAUCCAUCUGUAUAAUGCAUAUUAAAUAGACAGUGAUGUAGAAUGAGUGGCAUCGCCCAGGGUGUCCACAGAGUGCUUUGGGAACCUGUGAACACACGCCCUGCACAGCAGAAGGGGAUGUGCAGGUGUGAUUCUGAAGAGUGCUGGUGUGUUUUGUCAUCACCAGGGUCCCCACAAGGGGGAUGCAGAAUGGCAGGAGACAGAAGAUGCAAGGCUGGCAACAGAGGGAGCGGAGAAAAGAUGCAGCGCUGUGGACAGUGAGGAUAGAAGGGCCCUGAGCCACGGGGUGCAGGUGGCCUCCGGGAGCUGGAAGCAGCAGAUGGGUCUCUCUUGGAGAGUCCAGAACAGGGGCCUGCUGACGCCCUCACCUGCAGGUGUGUCCUCUGGACGCCAAGACACUCGGACCAUUUGCUGCAGCAGCAAGGAGAGCCUCACAGGGGCCGUGUGGCACAGGGUCUGAGUGAAGCUGCUCCACGAGUCUCCCAGUUCAGCCCAAGGGCAAAUUCCUGUAACACAGAUCUGCUCUGGAGCAAGGGGGUGGAAGUCGCCAUGCUGGCUGUGUGCUCUGACUUUGAGACUUCCCCAAAUUAAAAACUGUGAAUGCUAGGGGUGUGCCGUGAAGAAAUGACUCUAGAGAGAUGAAAUCAGCUCCCAGUGACCCCAGCGAGGGAGCUGUGGCUGCCUGGCUCUCCCCCGAGCCCCCUUCUUUCUCUGUCUCCGGCUGCCCUUACACAAUGACAAAUGUCACCCGCGUCUCCGAGUUUGUUCUUCUUGGGUUCAGAGGGGGUCCGGGAGUGCAGAUGGUGCUCUUUCUGCUCUUCCUGGUGCUGUACGUGGCGGCUGUGGUGGGGAACCUGGGCAUGGUCGCAAUCAUCCAGGCGGACACACAGCUGCACACCCCCAUGUACGCCUUCCUGCAAAGCCUCUCCUUGUUGGACUUCUGCUACUCCUCCACCAUUGCGCCCAGGGCCCUGCUGAACUGCCUGCGGCGGGACCACAUCUCCUUCGGAGCCUGCGCCGCUCAGUUCUUCUUCCUGUCUUUCUUCGGGACCACGGAGGCUUUUCUGCUGGCAGCCAUGGCCUACGACCGCUUCAAGGCCAUCUGCAGCCCUCUCCUCUACUCUGCCAGCAUGUCGCCCCCGCUCUGUGCGCUGCUGGUGUCGGGGUCCUACCUGUGGGGCGUCCUGAAUGCCAGCACGCAGACGGCGAUGACCUUCACGCUGUCCUUCUGUGGCGCCAAUCAGGUCAAUGACUUUUUCUGUGACGUGCCCCCGCUCCUGUCCCUGUCAUGCUCGGACACCUCCGUGAACAAGCUGGUCCUGCUCGGCCUGUGUGGCUCCAUCAUCGUCAGCACCUUCGCCGUCGUCCUGGUCUCCUACGUCUGCAUCGUCUCCACCAUCCUUAGGAUCCGCAGCCAGCAGGGCCGCCGGAAGGCGUUCUCCACCUGUGCCUCGCACCUCGCGGCCGUGUGCUUGUUCUUCGGCACAGUCUUCUUCAUGUACGCUCAGCCCAGUGCCAUCUCCUCCCUGGAGCACAGCAAAGUGGUGUCUGUCUUCUACACCGUGGUCAUCCCCACCCUGAACCCCCUGAUCUACAGCCUCAGGAACCGCGACGUGCAGCGCGCUCUGCGCAGGCGUGGCCAACAGCUCUCUGUGUUACUCUUGCGGCCCGGGCCCGCCUGGCGCCCCGAUUCUCACUGUUGCUGUCCGCUGUAGAAUCUUCAUCAGCAUUUCUCUAACAGUGUUGGUCCAAUUUUCCUGUAUUUCAUUGGCUGUUUGGGAAGGGAUUGUUCAAGUCAUUUUCCUAGUGUAUCUUGAUUGUCAAGGUUUCCCUUGUUUUGUAGAAAUGUUUUACACUUGGAGGCUCUAAAUCCAUCUGUCAGUUGUGUGCAUGACAAAUAUAUUCCCACGCUUCUGCAGCAUGAUUUAUCAAAAUGCUUGCAAUAAA